Messenger RNA from Pomacea canaliculata, 2655 nucleotides. Its product is annotated as chromatin assembly factor 1 subunit B-like. Bases 78 to 1709 code for a protein of 543 amino acids. Gene Ontology annotation, biological process: DNA replication-dependent chromatin assembly; nucleosome assembly. The transcript is spliced from 13 exons. Lineage: Eukaryota; Metazoa; Mollusca; Gastropoda; Architaenioglossa; Ampullariidae. The record is from RefSeq and is a predicted model, not a curated record. Gene Ontology annotation, cellular component: nucleus; CAF-1 complex. Gene Ontology annotation, molecular function: protein binding.
UUUCCCAAACAACGCGCCAAAUUUGUAGACGAUUAGCCACGAACAUCGGUGUGUGUGAUAAACUAAAGCAUUCGAAAAUGAAGGUCAUAACACCUGAAAUUUCGUGGCAUGAACGAGAACCAAUUUACAGCGUAGAUAUUCAGCCUUCCUGUGGUAGCAGUAGUACUUCUACAGCAAACCGUCAGGUUACACGAUUGGCCUCCUGCGGAGUCGACAAAAUAGUGCGGAUGUGGCAGAUCAGACUCGGAGCAGAUGAUAAAGCUGAAAUUAGCUUCUUGUCCAAUCUAUGUCGUCACACAGCUUCUGUUAAUGCUUGUCGGUUUUCUCCUGAUGGUAAAUUGUUGGCUUCUGCAGGAGAUGAUGCAGCCGUUCUCCUUUGGAAGCUUAGUGAUGUACCUAUUCCUGCUAACAACAUUUUUCAAGAAGAAGAUUCGGACAACAAAGAAACAUGGGUUGUGACAAAGAGUUUGAGGGGUCAUCUCGGAGAUGUCUAUGACCUUUGCUGGUCACCAGAUGGUCGCUACCUUUUAUCUGGCUCCAUUGACAACAGUGCAAUUCUUUGGGAUAUCCACAAAGCAGAUCAGAAACUUGCACUUUUUAACGAGCAUAAGAGCUAUGUACAAGGUGUUGCAUUGGAUCCUCUUGGAGAAUACGUGGCCACACUAAGUGCUGAUAGGUCAUGCCGAAUCUUCAGUAUUGCCAACAAGAACUGCAUUCUCAAUAUCUCCAAGACAACCCCUGCUCACACCCACAUAGAGAAUGGGGAUGCCAAACCAAAACCAGUCCGCAUCUUCCAUGACGAUACUCUUCGCUCAUUCUUCAGGCGGCUAGCAUUUUCUCCAGAUGGACAGCUGCUCAUUGCACCUGCUGGCUGCAUAGAGGAUGCAGACAAGACUGUUAAUGCUUCCUUUAUUUUCACUAGAGGAGCUUUCUCUAAGCCUGCCUGUUACCUUCCCAGCCCGCAAAAGGCCACAGUGGCAGUGCGAGUGUGUCCAUGUUUGUUUGAACUGCACCAGGUGACGAGGAUCCAAGACAGUGAUCAGCAAGAUGGUGCAAAAGAGUGGGAGAAGUAUUCAACUGUGUUCAGUCUCCCUUACAGGAUAGUAUUUGCUGUUGCUUCUGAAGACUCAGUUCUGCUGUAUGAUAGUCAACAAACCCUCCCCUUUGCUUACCUGUCAAAUAUCCACUACCACCAACUGAGUGAUCUGUCCUGGUCUAGUGAUGGCCAAAUUCUGAUCGUUGCUUCUACGGAUGGAUACUGCUCAGUGGUAACAUUUGAGAAAGGAGAGCUUGGUGUUCCAUACACACCCAGACCAGCUGAGAAUGUUGUAAACAACCUGGAAACUUCAUCUCCUGUUUCAAACAAGAAUCUCGCAGAAACAGACACUUCAUGCUGUCAGCAGCAGGAUGUAGAAUCAAUGGACACCGACUGCAGCAGCGUGCAACAGAAUGUAACACAAACUCCUGACCCAAGUAAACCAUCAAAAGACUUUACCAAAGAAAUAUCCUCAUCAAGACCUGAGGUACCAAAAGGUGAUGCUGAAUCUUCAACAGUCUCAGUGAAAGAUGGUGCUUUUUCAGCACCAUCAGUAAAGGCAGUGGUGGCUUCAGAGACUGGUGCUGCUCCCUCGGCUGUUGUUAAACAGCCCAAACGGAUAAAUUUCAAGACAUUGUCUUUGUUAAAACCAAACACAGGAAAAAAGAGCUAAGAAAAGUAUCAAAUGAGGUUUUUUAUAAAAAGUUUCCUAAUAAUACAACAUAAGUACAUGUAAUUUUAGAGAAACGUAAGUAUUCACCUAUACAUGUGUGAAUGUAGAUAUGUAUUUAUUAUUAGUGUUUUGUUUGCUGUGUGCACGUCUAUGUGUGUGAGAGAGAGCAGGCCCGUCCUUAAAUCUUCAACAGAAGUACAGAAAGUUUUUUGUGUGAAGAGUGAAUAUAUAUGAUGGACAUAAUCUUUUAGACAUGGCUGCUUGCAAUACUUGAACAUUUUACGUAAUCACAUAUCUGAUACGUGGAUUUGUAAAACUAUGACCAGAAAAUAAUCAUGAGCCCUUUAAGUGUCUAAACCAUAGUUCUGUUAAGAGCAGAUUCACAGGAGCACCCAGUUUCUGAAUUUUGAAAAUAAUACAAAUCUCAGUCUCAUCCACUUUAGAGUUGUACCCCUUGGCAUGUUUAAGAAGUAGGUGGGGUUGUUUUUCUAAAUCUUUCCAACUGGUCAUAGUACAUAGGACAUUAUUCAUCAGUUUUACUGGAUUUUUGAGUACAUUGUUCUGCCUUUAAUACUGAAUUUAUAUGUUUUAAUUCUUCUGAGUAUUUUAACUCCUGUUUUUGAGGAAUGAGGAAAAGCUACAGCCUUUAAUUUCCCUUCUGUUGACUUUUAAAUUUUGUAAGUAUGCAUAUAAUUUGUUUUUUAAUGUUGAUGAAUGCUUAAAAGAACAUAACAAAGACAUGCCUUUCAAAUUUUAUUUCACUUGGUAAAAGAACAGUACACAAAACAGGUAAACUGACCAAAAACAAAAAUGUCUUCCAAAAGACAUAUUUUUGGCACUAAGACAAGCAACUUCAUUCACAAAACAAAUUCUGUGAUCUUGCAGCAAAAUGAAUGGAAUAUCAUAACUGAAAUUGUUUUCUGUUGGAGUAAAAGAUAUCAACUUA